This is a messenger RNA of Eimeria mitis, 549 nucleotides long. RefSeq lists its product as uncharacterized. The transcript has a single exon. The record is from RefSeq and is a predicted model, not a curated record. Lineage: Eukaryota; Apicomplexa; Conoidasida; Eucoccidiorida; Eimeriidae. The coding region runs from base 1 to 549 and encodes 182 amino acids.
AUGCCGGCUGCUGCAGCAAGCAGAGUAGACACAGCAGCAGCAGAUGCUGCUGCUGCUGCAGCAGCAGCUGCUGCUGCAACACAGCCCGUGCCUACGCCGCAGCAGCAGCAAGUGGUGCAGCAGCAACUGCUGCAGCAGCAGACGGAAGGCGACGGAAGACCAGAAGAAGCAGCAGCAGCAGCAGCAGCAACUGCUGCUGCUGCUGGUGGCUGGACAGAGGACCUACAGCAGCAGCUGCUGCUGCUGCAGCAGCAAGAGCAGCAGCUGCUGCAGCAGGAGGAGUUCCUGCGGCUGCAGCUGCAGCAAAAGAAGUCAUCCAGGUCGCAGCAGAAGGAUGUUGCUGCUGCUGCAGAGACAGCAGAGACACAGCAGCAGCAACCGCAGCAGCAACAGCAGCAACAGCAGCAGCAGCAGCAGCAGCAGCAACGCGAAGCCUUUCUGCUGCUGCAGCAGCAGGAGUGGCGCGGGGUUGAGCUGCUGCAGGAGGAACAGCCACAGGGGAGACAGCAGCAAAUCGAAUUCAUACUCAACGCGCAGCGCUGUCUCUAG